AGGCCGAGGGGAGGGGGUCGCGCAGGGGGCCGGCGGAGCUGCUGUGGCGGCAGCGGCGACUGCGAGAAACGGAGCGAGCCUGGCGGCCGCGGGCAGGCCCAAAGGCAACGGAGGAAGCGGCCAUGUCGCGCUACACGAGGCCCCCCAACACCUCCCUGUUCGUCAGGAACGUCGCAGACGCCACCAGGCCUGAGGACUUGCGCCGUGAGUUUGGUCGCUAUGGCCCUAUAGUAGACGUUUACAUUCCACUUGACUUCUACACCCGCCGCCCAAGAGGAUUUGCUUAUGUUCAAUAUCCUUUGUUUUACUUCAUAUUUGAAGAUGUUCGUGAUGCUGAAGAUGCUCUUUAUAACCUCAAUAGAAAGUGGGUAUGUGGCCGUCAAAUUGAAAUACAGUUUGCACAAGGUGAUCGAAAAACACCAGGCCAAAUGAAAUCAAAAGAACGUCACCCUUGUUCUCCAAGUGAUCAUAGGCGGUCAAGAAGCCCCAGCCAAAGGAGAACUCGAAGUAGAAGCUCUUCAUGGGGAAGAAAUAGGAGACGAUCUGAUAGCCUUAAAGAGUCUCGACACAGGCGAUUUUCUUAUAGCCAAUCUAAAUCUCGCUCCAAAUCACUACCAAGGCGGUCUACCUCAGCAAGGCAGUCAAGAACUCCAAGAAGGAAUUCUGGUUCUAGAGGACGGUCAAGGUCCAAGUCGUUACCAAAAAGAUCCAAGUCAAUAGGAAAAUCACAAUCAAGUUCACCUCAAAAGCAGACUAGCUCAGGAACCAAAUCAAGAUCACAUGGAAGACAUUCUGACUCCAUAGCAAGAUCCCCUUGUAAAUCUCCCAAGGGGUAUACCAAUUCUGAAGCUAAAGCACAAACAGCAAAACACUCUCAUUUUCGAUCACAUUCCAGAUCUCGGAGUUAUCAUCAUAAAAACAGCUGGUGAACAGCAGCAGAAGAGUGCUACAUAGUCUUGAAUAUAAGUCAUUAAACCUCUCAUUAUGCUAAAUAAAAAUUCUUCAAGGCUUAUAGAAAAUGUGAGUUACUUUGGGCAUGUGCAACAAAUAAAGUCUC
This is a messenger RNA of Lynx canadensis (Canada lynx), 1057 nucleotides long. It is a transcript of the gene SRSF12, whose product is annotated as serine and arginine rich splicing factor 12. The record is from RefSeq and is a predicted model, not a curated record. Gene Ontology annotation, molecular function: RNA binding. Lineage: Eukaryota; Metazoa; Chordata; Mammalia; Carnivora; Felidae. The coding region runs from base 123 to 929 and encodes 268 amino acids. The transcript is spliced from 5 exons.